UUCAAGCACCUGAAAGCAGCGGGGUAGCGGAUGUAACAGCAGCGGUCUGCCGUACAGCGGCAACAAUGUAGCAGUCAACGCAGGAACAUCUUUCCGACUUGUUUAACGACAGCGUUGUAAUCUUCAUUCAUGCUGAUAAAAAGUUUCUGGAUAUGAAAAUGUGUUUGCAACGAUAACUGUGCUUUCUGUCAGGAAAUACGAGGCGAGGGAGUCGAGGGGGAGGUGGGGAAGCUGAAGCUCUCGAGGCGCUGCCUAACCCCGCUUGAAGGUUUGGAGGAGGACGUUGGCCUUCUUUCUUAUUUACCAGUCUAGCUUCACGUUUUACCAGUCUAGCUUUAAUGGCUUCGCUCAACCUUCGAGGCGCCAUUGGAACACCGGAGACGGGCGUGUAGCGCUAGCGGAUACCGGGGAAGCAGCUUGUAGCGUUACCGCCCCGUUUCCCCCCCUUCAGCAACACCCAGCCACACGGUAAAUAAAGCAGUGGGGCGAAUACUAUCACCAAGGACCCCGUACAAAAUGGGGAACACAACCUCCUGUUGCGUGUCGUCGAGCCCCAAACACCGGAGGAGCAACCACUCCAGGCUGGAGCCGUACCGACCGGAGCCGGAGCUGAGUCGAGAGGACACGGGCUGCAAUCUCCAGCACAUAAGCGACCGAGAAAAUUUAGACGAUCUGCCCAUGGAAUAUAAUCCUUCAGAUCAUCCCCGUGCCAGCACCAUCUUUCUUAGCAAGUCACAAACAGAUGUUUUGAUGCCCAACAAGAGAGUUCGAGAAAAGCGGAAGAGCCUUUAUAUCAACCAUUUCACACACAUUUUGGAAAACAAGCAUCAUCCAGGUCCACUGAGACGAAAGUACAGCUCCUGUUCCACUAUAUUUCUGGAUGACAGCACCGUCAGUCAGCCCAACCUCAAAUACACCAUCAAAUGUGUAGCCCUGGCAAUCUAUUACCACAUAAAAAACAGAGAUGUCGACGGACGAAUGUUGUUAGACAUUUUUGAUGAGAAGCUACAUCCUCUUUCGAAGUCUGAGGUUCCUGCUGAUUAUGACAAAUACGACCCUGAGCAGAAGCAGAUCUACCGUUUUGUCAGGACGCUGUUCAGCGCAGCACAGCUCACGGCUGAGUGUGCUAUUGUCACUUUGGUUUAUGUGGAGAGGCUCCUAACCUACGCUGAGAUUGACAUCUGCCCUGCCAAUUGGAAGCGCAUCGUGUUGGGAGCCAUCCUCUUGGCUUCUAAGGUCUGGGACGACCAGGCCGUGUGGAAUGUCGACUACUGCCAAAUUCUUAAGGAUAUCGCAGUAGAGGACAUGAAUGAGCUGGAGCGUCAGUUCCUGGAGCUUCUGCAGUUUAACAUCAACGUACCAUCCAGCGUAUAUGCCAAGUAUUACUUCGACCUGCGCUCCCUGGCUGAGGCCAACAACCUCAGCUUUCCCUUGGAACCCCUCAGCAGGGACAAGGCCCAGAAACUAGAGGCCCUCUCACGGUUGUGUGAUGAUAAGUACAAGGACUUGAGGAAACUAGCCAAGAAACGAUCAGUGAGUGCGGACAACCUGAUGGUGGUGCGGUGGUGUCCAGCCAUCAUUUCCUAACACUGGUCACCUUCAGAGGAAUAAAUAGACCUUUGCCGUAUUGUUGCCCUGAAAAGCAGGGAGACAAGCUGGGCGGCUGACUGGAUGUGUGGGUCUGUCUGGAAUAUACACCCACACAACACACAAACCUCCACUCAGAUUGGCACUUUUACAGGUGAGUUUGCCCUCUCUCUGGCUGUUGUACAUAAAAGGUCCCACUGGCUGCCUGAAUCAAACCAAACUGAGCUGAAAGAUGCGGAAUGAUCUGCAGGAGGAAAGCAGGUGAAUGAAGACGCAUUGAGAGACUGAAGUUGAAAAAAAUCUUCAGUAGCAAAACAAACUAGAGGAAUAAGUGGCAAAAGUGUUUUAAUAAUUUUCUUUGAAGUUCAACUUGUAUGUACAUCUGAUUAAUGGAGGUUGAUACAUUCCUUUGAUGUUAACAUUCUGGUUCAGUUGGUUCCUGUACAUCAUCAUUUUACACUUGCAAUCUCCUCACUAAGUUUGUGCUUUCUUGGAUUAGUUUUAGUAUUCCCAUCCAAACACAAUCAGAAAAAACAGUAAAUUCCAUUAUUUAGGUGAGAGCAUAGGUGAUAUAUUUUACACGACCACAUAUCAUCAACGUAACCUUAAUCCCCCCCCACCCCGAGUAUUUAUUACAACUGUGGCCAUUUAACUGAAUUGUCCAGACAUUUCAUUACACAACUAAUCAGAUCCGAUUUUACCUCGAGUAUUAUUUUACAGGAAAUGCUAAUUCAACCACUAUGUACAGAAAUACUUCAAGCUCUAUCAAAUAAAGCAAUAUUCAUUUCAUCUCUGCUAUUAGGAGGAAAUAUGAUAAACCCCACAUGUUCGGAAGAAGAUUGCCUUGAAGAUAAAUGCGAGACAUACUGUAGAGCUUAUGUUGUGUCCACUGCCAUUGUCCUGACACUUGGUGCCUGUAAUUAACGCUAGUUAAACGCCUCUUCCCUCUCUCUCUCUCUCAGGACUAGAACAAAUUUUUCUGAUCCAAUAUUUUGUAUGGUUCUUCCAUCUUAAAAAGAAAUGGCACAAUACAGAAUUUACAUUUAAUAUGAUUCCUUCCGGUUCCGUGGGUCUGAUGAACACCAAAUUGAUUGAAAAAAGAAACAAUGCAGAUUAAAACACUGCCCAGAAAAUUAGAGAUUGUAUAAAUUUGCUGAAUUGUUUUUGUACAGUGUAAAUUAAUUGCCAGUGUGAAAUACCUUUAGACUAAAGGUAUAUUGUAAAAAAAAGCAGAAGGAUGUCAGAAAUAUUUAUGAUAUCCGUUUUUAUGAGAGGGGGCUGCAAAUAAUCUAUGUAUGAUUUUUGUGCUCCUGUGACAAAUCAAGUAAAGAAAAAAGAAGUAUUAAAAUGAAAAUGGGACACACCACUUUUUGUCUAUCAUGUUAACAUUUCCAUGACGGAAAGCAGUCACCUUUUAAUGUGUUGCAUUCUGUAAAUUAUAUAUUGAUAUCACAAAACAAUUCAAGAUCAUUUUUCAAUAGACAGUUUGAACCACAAUACUAAAUACAUCUGGUUUCCAUUUGAAGUAAAGAUUAUAGUUGUUUUUUGUUUUAUACUGAGCCCUGAAACUGACAAAGAUAUGUAGUAAAGGUCAUCAUAAAAAAACGAAGAUUUAAUGCUGUACGUUACAAAAAAAACGAGUAAUGUAAAGUUGCUAUGCCUCCAUUGAAUUUAAAAUUUCCCUACAAUUUUCAUCUUUUCCGCAUUUUCUUUAAAUUUACUCCCCUUUGCUUCUAGAUAUGGUUAACUAGCUAACUAGCUAGCAGUAAAUCUUUAGCUUAACUUUUAAAUGAACUUUGUUACUAAUGUUUUGACCAAUUACUUAGGAAAGUCAGAUAAAUAAUGAGGGACAAAAAAUGUUCCAGAUUAUUUGAGGGAACGAUAAAAAUCUUUGUUUGCACCCAACUAUUUUAUUGCAUUUUAUAAUAUAAUUUUCAUUAAUAUAAUAUCAAUAAUUUAAUUUUUGUCAGUUUCAGAACUCCACAGCAUUAUUUGCUGGAUACAAGCAAACAGUGUUGCUCUACAAAAUGUUUCUUAUUGUAACAGAGAUACAAAAAAAAAAAAAUAGGAAAGAAAGAGAUCCUACAAAAAUAAUAUAAUUAUUAGAGAAUAUUGAUAUUCGGAGAAACUUUUUCUUCUAUUUGGUUUAUACCAGUGCUUGUUUGCCUUAUGAUCAACUGGACUCUCAUUCCUUCAAGACAUUACUGAUAAAAUAACGUCAGCUGAAAAUGUUUAAAACAAUGUGCAAAUGCCUGGCAAACUUUCUAUUGCCUUUUUCUAAAAGAAAAAGGUCUGAAAGUUUCAUUUUCAACUUGUAUAUCAUUGUACUUCCCAUUGGCAGCCUUCACCGCUGUAUUUUAAGUUGCACUGUUUGUCAAACUAAGGAACCAUGUCAGUUGUUCAGGUCUGUCACGCUGGCCUCCAUGAGUUGGAAGGGAAGGAACUGAACUAAGGUCAAGGAGAAAUGAAGGAAGAUGCUUUUCAGUCUGUUGUGCUGACUCAGUCUGCUUGCACAAUACCUGGAUCAGGAGUCUACUCAUUAAAGUUUCUGUAGGAAAAUGAUGUUACUAGAGUUCCUCAAACUGUCUUCAAAGAAUGUAUAUCAUAUUUAUUGUAUGUGUGUGUACAUACAGAGCAGCCCAGUGUUUUCAACACCAAGAGCUGUUGCCAUGUGGUCCACUUUGGUGAGUUCGACCAUGGGUAAAAUACUGUCCUGACAGUGAAGACCAGGAGCGUGUGGCGCUUUGUUGGUUGGUUACUAGAUGAGUGUCACAGCACUGAACUCUACCUCUGCAUAGAGAGUUACCUUUUUUCUUUACUUUCAUUCCUCUCUACUACAAAUAUUUUUGUGUUUGAGAAGCUCAGCUUUGAUCAUAAUUUCCAUGCUAACAGUCCACUACUGUAUAAGAACUUUUUUAUUUUAUUACUGCUUUCUCAUUGAUGGACAUUUUCAGAAAAUUGUAUUCUGUAAUUUUAUUUUGUGCAUCUCAGUAAGUCUAAUAUGUUUUUAUUCUUGUUCUCUAUUGGCCAUAUAGGUUUUUUCUGUUUGUUCUGAAUUGGGAUUUCUAUGUCCCCAUUCCUCUUCUGAAGCAAUGUUUAGGAAGAAAAUAUGGCAAGAAUUAAAAAGUCAACUCUUGCAAAACA
Girardinichthys multiradiatus is the source of this 4731-nucleotide messenger RNA. RefSeq names its product cyclin Y (gene ccny). Gene Ontology annotation, cellular component: plasma membrane; cytoplasmic cyclin-dependent protein kinase holoenzyme complex. The transcript is spliced from 12 exons. The record is from RefSeq and is a predicted model, not a curated record. Bases 517 to 1587 code for a protein of 356 amino acids. Gene Ontology annotation, biological process: regulation of cyclin-dependent protein serine/threonine kinase activity; regulation of canonical Wnt signaling pathway. Gene Ontology annotation, molecular function: protein kinase binding; cyclin-dependent protein serine/threonine kinase activator activity. Lineage: Eukaryota; Metazoa; Chordata; Actinopteri; Cyprinodontiformes; Goodeidae.